Molecule: messenger RNA, 234 nt
Organism: Arctia plantaginis
Lineage: Eukaryota; Metazoa; Arthropoda; Insecta; Lepidoptera; Erebidae
Source: the annotation of a GenBank genome assembly
AUGUCGUUGGUUCAUACAGUAUUGGUUUUAUUUGCAGUGAUUUUGAUUGUGCAGAUUGCUGAAUCGCACUUCAUUGGGGGCUUCGGAUACCCAGGAUUCUAUCCUGGCUAUCACCGUUAUCCACGGUUCGGUUUUGGAGGUGGUUUCGGAGGUGGAUUCGGAGCUUACGGAGGAUACUACGGCGGAGGGUUCUAUGGCCCUCGGCCAUUGCCACCGCCCAUAAUAUGGGGAUAA